CGAGGUGAAAAGAUAUAAUGAAUCAUCGCCGUGGGUAGUCCCAAAGUCUUUUGUGCUACCCGUAAACCGCUCUGAAUAUGAAUCGAUUUGAAUUGUCGCGGAAAUGAAGCUAAACGCUGUGUUGGCAGUAUUUGCAGUGCAUUGCUUCAAUAUUGGCCUAGUACGGACGCAAUCACCGCAAGUUUGUCUCAAUGGCACGUCUUGCGUAAUUGGUAAAUAUAUGGAAGGCUUUCAAAAGCGUCUAUUCGAAGGCUUUCUAGGCAUACCAUUUGCCAAACCGCCUAUUGGUGAUUUACGAUUUAGUAAUCCUGUAGAAUACGGACUUUGGGAAGGCACACUUGCAGCACGAAAUCCGAAGCCAGAUUGUAUACAAAAAGAUUACGUGAAGGCGGGGUCCAGUAUCCAGGGUUCAGAGGAUUGUUUGUACUUGAACGUCUACCGUCCUUUGAAUGUAGGCUAUAAGAAGUUACCGGUUUUAUUUUACUUGUAUGCUGGUGGAUUUUCCAGUGGAUCGGCUAGUCCUCAAGCCCAAGGGCCGGAAUACUUUAUGGAUACAGACGAAGUUAUAUUGGUUAUACCAGCUUAUCGUUUAGGCCCAUUUGGUUUCCUUAGUACUAACGAUGAAGAAAUGCCCGGCAAUUUCGGCCUCAAGGAUCAGAAUUUAGCGCUCAAAUGGAUUCAAAAAUAUAUUUCGGCAUUCAGUGGUGAUCCUGAUCGUGUGACUAUCUUUGGGAAUAGCGCUGGCGCUGCAGCUGCACAUUAUCAAUUGCUGAGUCCUGCUUCAAAAGAUUUAUACCGAAACGCUAUUUUGGCAAGCGGUGCGGCAAUCCUUCCAUUUGCUAGACCAUUGACAGAUCCGAAAUCAAGAGCCAUAGAAUUGGCGGAAGCUGUCGGCAUACGAGAAGCUGCAUACCUAACUUCGGAAGGAUUAGUAAGGGCUUUACGAAAAAUAAAUCCCUCUGUAUUAAUAAAAGCUGUCGAUAAAUUGAAAUCAUGGUAUAUCCAUCCUUUGGGCAUAUUCCAUCCAGUUAUUGAACAAAGCUCAUGGAAUGGUGCAUUUUUAACCGCAGAUCCAUCGUCAUUGAGCAUAGAAAAGCCAUGGAUAAUUGGGCAUGUAACAUCAAAGGGCGAAGGCGGACCCUUGGCAAAUCGUCUAAUAACUAGUACUUCGUUGCGCGCGCAAUUCAAUGACAAUUUCGACAAAUUGUUGGGUGUCAUGUUAGAAUUUCCUGAUACCAUUGAUAGAGCCGCAUUAAAUCGGACAAUUGAAAUGUAUAUGAAUGGUCAACAUAAAUUAAACGACGAAACAUUGGAUGGCUUUUGUGAGCUUGUAGGUGACGGCGGUUUUGUUUAUCCUAUCUACAAAACCAUUCAAUUCAAUGUAAAUUCUGCCGUUGCGCAGAAUCUAAAAGGCAUAAUAAGAUUCGAUUAUCGUGGACCGUAUUCUUUUUCACAAACAUAUACGGGCAGCAAUGCAAACUAUAGUACUGCGCAUGGUGAUGAUUCACUAUUCCUGUUUAGGGUACCGGCAGAAUUCCCACGGAAUUACCCAUUAAUAUCGCCUGAGGCAACUUUGGUAAAACGUUAUGUGGGACUUUACGUAGAGUUCGCGAAAACUGGAAAAGUAAGCGAGCUAGAGGAUAUUGGCGCAUGCACAAGGGCUUCAUUUGAGAAGGGCAGCUGUAAAUAUUUAUCAAUCGUCAAGAGUCCUGCACUAUUCCAGACCGGCAGCACUUGGAAUAUUAACAAAAUGAAAUCGUGGGAUGAUGUAUACAAAGUUGGUGCUUCACCUUAACCUUCUGCUACUCCGUCAAAUUCACCUUCCAAUGAUCAUCCAUGACCCGGUUACAAUCCCAGUACUAAUAUGUAGGUCAACUGAAAUGUAGUUUAGAAAAAUUUUUGAAAAUCUUAUAUUUAUUCCGAUUCAAUAGUGUUUGAAGUUGUGCACAUUAAAAAUCAUCGGUGCUGAAACUGAAAUAAAGAAGUAAGGGCAGUGCUGCCUUUGGCUAUGCCGAGCGGCACAUACCUUUCAGGAAGAUUAGUC
Rhagoletis zephyria (snowberry fruit fly) is the source of this 2044-nucleotide messenger RNA. Its product is annotated as venom carboxylesterase-6-like. Lineage: Eukaryota; Metazoa; Arthropoda; Insecta; Diptera; Tephritidae. The record is from RefSeq and is a predicted model, not a curated record.